Thecamonas trahens ATCC 50062 is the source of this 2829-nucleotide messenger RNA. RefSeq lists its product as uncharacterized. The transcript is spliced from 3 exons. The record is from RefSeq and is a predicted model, not a curated record. Gene Ontology annotation, molecular function: zinc ion binding. Bases 1 to 2829 code for a protein of 942 amino acids. Lineage: Eukaryota; Apusomonadida; Apusomonadidae.
AUGGCGGCAGAGCCCGAACUGGUGUUUGUGGUGGCUCCGCCAGGUGACGACGGACGUGUAUACCAUGCAGCAGUCGGGCGUGAGCGGGUCCGUCGGCUGUCUCCGGCCGAGGUCUUUGCUAGCGAGUCUGGGCCUGCCCGCAGCAGUGGUGGUGGUGAUGGCGGUGCGGACGGAAGGCACUUGUCGCUGCGGAUGGUGGUCAAUCGGGUGAAGGAGAUGCUGAUGAAUGGCGAGGAGGUGCUGAUCGACGACGAUGGGGAUAGGGUCAAGCGCCGGGCUGCCUUUGUGGCUCUCCGGACCAAGAUCCCUCGCCUGCGCAUCCGCUUUGUCGCUCUCGAUCCGGCUGGCGGUCGCGCCCAGCUCCUCUGGGCCGCCGCCGCCCGCUCAGGCCCACUGCUGCUUCUGGAGCGCAUUGCCGCUGUUACAGACGGAUGGUAUGGCCCGAUGACCACCGCUGGCCGUGAUGUGCUCUCUGAGCCGCCGCAGGCGUGGACCUCGAUCCGCGGCUAUCCAAGCCAGCCGGACGAGCGGUACGAUGUGCUCGACGUCAUCCGUCUCCCGCUCAUCCUCCCCGGCGAGAAGACUGAUCCAUGGCCGGCACUGGUCUUUGACGCAGAAGUUGUUUUUGAUGUCACGCCUUCGUCGCAUCAUCUCUCUGUGGCGCCAGUUGUCAUUCGGCCGCGCACCCUUGCCGCGCUGCGGGUCUGGAUCGAGUCGCUCCCGUGCUCGCGCAUUGUGCUGGUCGUCAACGAGCUGCUGCUGUUCAACGGCGGGCUCUCAUCGGAGCUUGCACCAUCGGUUGUUCACAACCAACUGCCGAUCGGCACGCUUCGUGCUGCGCUGCGGACCGCAUGCUGCGAGCUGGCGGGCCUGCUGCAGACCCCGCUGUAUGCCGUGGUCUACACUCUGCCCGAGGCGACGACAGCGGCGCCACGGCAUGCGCCACCACUCACCCACGCGCUUGCCCUUCUUCAUGGGAGGCACCACCUUGACCUCGAUCUAGUCAUGUGCGUCUCGGCGUCGUCAGAUCGGAUGGAGCCGGUCCUCGCCAUGGGCAUCCACGCCUUGCUCGGUUCGUCGUUUGUAGACACGCUCGGCAUGCGUCGAGGAACCUCUUUCCAUGGGCCGUCCAUCUCUAAGCUACGCAGCUUGCUGCAGUUUCGGAUCGGAACAAGGCCAGCGUGGCUCGCCAACGUGGUGUGGAUGCCGUGCCCCGAGUCGACAUUCCCGGUGUCCUGCGCUCCUUCGUCAUACGGCGUCAGAGAUGACUCUGCUGUCAACAGAGCAUUCUCGCUGGAGCUCGACUCCGAGUCGGAUGGCGAAGAGAGAGCAAGUUGGACCAAAAGCGCCAGUCUGGAUGCCUUUCCUCUCGCUCCUACCGGCGGUGCUGGCCGCAAGGGCGCGGUCAUGUCCGAGGGUGGCGUGGAGCCUGGGCCAGAGGCAGGCGUUCUUCACCUCGGCAUCUUUCCGGCCAAAUGGCCAGCCGAGGGGCAGGCUAGCGCACGCGAGGCCGGCAUGCUUGACGUCGAUGCGAGUGCGGCGGCCGAGGCUGUCGGGAUGGCGCCGUGCGAGCGGUGGGAGUUCAAGCGAGUGUGCAAGAUAGUGCCUGAUCCGGACUGGACGCUCUCGACUGUCCAUCCGGAUGGCUACCUCUGGGACCACUUGCAGGUGCAGCAAGUUGCAGUCGAGAUAGCUGGCGGCAAGCGGCACUCGGUAGAGAGCGGCAUGCACCUGGCCCGCAAGUUUCGGGCGCGGUUUACCAACGUCUGUUGUAAGGGGCCGCUCAUUCUCGGCACAAUGGCCGGCACCAUGCCCGACCCGUACUCGGUGUGGAUCAAGUUUGCCUUUGCUCACCAUCCGCCGCACGCUCCGACUGGCAUCAAAGCCUUUGGCUGCUCGUGCCCCGCGGCGGCAAAGUCCCGGCAUGCAUGCAAGCACGUCGUGGCGCUGCUCAUGCUCCCAGUCUGGGCGUCGAAGCACACGCCCGGGUCCACAGAGCCGCCCAUCAUCUCACCGGAAAAGUCACCGAGCUCGCGCAAGCUGCGGGACGCCAUCCUCUCGGGCGCCGCCGGAGUUCCGUCGAAGACCGAGGCGGCUGCCUCAAACUCGCUGUCGAUGGGCUCAUCGUCGCAGCCGUUGACGCCGUCGCUGGUGCGGCCGUCACAAGAGAGCGCCUCCCUUGCGAGAAACCACGCUCCACCUGUUGCGGCUCACGCGCCGGCGAAAGCUAAACACGACGCGCCGGUUGUCCCACUCCACCGGCCACCGGACACGCACGAACUGCUGGCCAAGGUUCCGGCUGAAGUCGAGCCGCAGCCCGGCGAUCGCAUGUACUUUGACGCCGGCGGCAACUUUACUUUUCGGCGCACGACCUGCUUGACAUGGCGCUCGAGACGGAACUCGCUGUCACUGAAGGCGCGAAUUUCGGAACUCUCGGCCGCGCUGACCGAGAGUGAGUCGACGCCGGCGCCGACACCGUUCCAUCCAAGCUCUCCGCUACGAUUGACCGAGUCUGUGGCAUCGUUUCCUGCGUCGGAGAGCAGCCCACCGCAGGCGCUCAAAUCACCGGCCCGGCGGCCGCUCUCGCUUCUUGCAGAUGCGUUUUCGGAGCCGAGCGCCGAGGCUGGGGUAUCGCUGGCAGCUUUCGAUGACGAUGACGAUGGCGCGGCUCGCAAGCGCAAGCGUGAAGCCAGCCCGCUGGCACCACCAAGACCACCGCCCAAAACGCGGCCGACAACCGUAGUUGCGCCGUCGGACUCGGACUCGGACUCGGAUUCGAGCUCUGGCGCGCUGCUCGGCCUGCUGUCAAAGCAUGGGCUCAUCGAGUAG